This is a messenger RNA of Didymodactylos carnosus, 3069 nucleotides long. NCBI's taxonomy places the organism in Eukaryota, Metazoa, Rotifera, Eurotatoria, Philodinida, Philodinidae. The record is from the annotation of a GenBank genome assembly.
CAUCUAUCUUCAACUGUGGUGAAAUUUUCCGACUCCUAGCUGAUCGUGAUCGUGAGCUGUUGUCAAUGGCAUUUUCAUUAAUUCACUCAUAUCUCUGUCAAAAAGGCGCAUGGGCCCAAACCAACUUGGGAUUUUUCACUGCUGACUAUUUCCUACAUGAUGAAAAUAGUCUGAGUCGAAAAGCUUUUAAUCACCUCGAGAGGUUCCCUCGUAAGUUUAUACAUUUAGAUAUAUAAAAUGUUGUUGUUCGUCAAUUUUUUUAAUAUCGGCGUGUUUUGUACUUUAGUAACGGCCAAAGAAAUUUAUCGUGCUAUUAAUAACAACUGUUUGUCUAAUAAAACGAACCGUAUCUUAUGUUUUAUACGUCAGAUAAUUGAUAUCGAUGAUGUAGAACCGUCGAAAUACGUUGAAAAAGAAGACGAUGCACAAAUCCUAUUGAACGAAUUAAAAUCAAUGAUAAGAAGUACAAUAUCACCGAAUAAUAUUAAAACAUAUCAGGUAAAAGAUUAUCUACUGGACUCAAGUACAUCAAAACCAUGUGUAUUAUAUGGCGAAUCUGGUUGUGGAAAAUCAUCAAUUAUGGCUAGAUUAGUAACGGAGAUUUCUAAAUGGUAUUCGAAUUCCCCAUCACAAUCUGUUUCUGUUAUUAUUCGAUUUCUUGGUACAACGCCCUCAUCGUCCGAUAUCUCUAAGCCAUUAUCUAGUAUCAUUGAACAAAUCUGUCAGCUUUAUCAAAUCCAAGUAUCACCAUCCAGCGCCGAAUUAAAAUAUCAGUUAGAACAAUUACUGACAUUAAUUCCUAAGUCUGAACAAUUGGUACUGUUGCUCGAUUCUGUUGAUCAGUUAGAUGUUGAACAAUAUGAUUGUACGAAGUGGUUACCAGCGAUAUAUCCCUCGAAUGUUAAAUGUGUUCUCUCAACAAUACCAACAAUCGAAGUAAAUAGACAAACGUAUGAUAUUCUUGAUGGAUUAAGAAAACUGAUCGGCUUCGAGAUCGAAAUAACAGAACUCAAUGAGAUGCUAGCCAUUCAAACACUUUAUUCAUGGUUGAAAACAGAUCAUCGUCAAUUAACUCCAAUUCAACAUGAAUGGAUUCAACAGAAAAUAUUGCGAACACAUACAAUCACUCCGCUGUUUCUCUCAUUACUCUAUGAUCAAACUCUCUUAUGGCAUUCCUAUGACACUGAAAUUGAUAAAAAAUUUCUAAAAAUUAGACACACUAUGGAGGCAAUCGGUUAUUUAUAUGAUCAGAUGGGUAAUAAACAUGGUCAAGUAUUAUUUCGUCGCUCUAUGAGAUAUAUUCAACUAUUUGGCGGUUUAACGGAAAACGAGUUAGAAGACGUGCUUAGUUUAGAUGAUCAAGUGUUGCAAUCAAUAUUUGUCCAUUAUUUACCACCACAAAAUAUAUUUCGUCUCCCAUCGACAUUAUGGUUACGAAUACGAAAUGAUAUGCAAAAGUAUCUUGUUGAGAAGGAUAUAGAUGGUUUACCGUGCCUCUACUUUUAUCACCGAAGUUUUCAAUUCUAUGACUCAUUUUUCGAUAUGCCUCGAUUGAUUGAAGAAAGGAAAGAACAAGUUGUGUUAGAACAAAAUCGCAUUGAAUAUUAUGCUGACCAAUUUUCUAAGCCUUAUAUUAUCCAAUCUCAAAAACUUGUUGAAAAAUAUAAACUCAACUCUAAUAUUCUCCACCCGAAUCGAUGCAUAGCCAAACAACAGCCGCUUGUCGUUAUUUCACGAAAGAAAAAAGUGCAUUACAAUCAACGUAAAAUUCGUCAACUAUGUCAAAAUAUUGCACGCUAUGAUUUCAGUCAUAAGUAUACAGUAUACGAUUAUGAUUUUAUGUCAGCCUAUCUUCAUUUUCACAAAUUAACAGAUCUUCUGUAUGAGUUUUCAAUCGGGGCACUAGAUCCCGAUGGUGAACUGAAUUUCUUGUUAAAACUAUAUGAGAUGUUAGGAGAUCAAUAUCCGGACAACUUUGCUUAUGAAAUAGCUUCUUAUCUCUUCCCAUUAUCAGAUGCACUUCCCGAUAGUUUAUUGAAUUUAUUACAACACUGCUUAAACAAUUGCUCGUUAUUAUACAAAACACCCGUACUAUGGUUUGAGAAUUCCUUACAAUUUCAACUGAUUGGUGAACAAGAAUUCAGUGAUGAUCAAUUUUUGUUAUGCCUAAAUGAACAAGUUCUUGAUAUCUAUCAGUGGAAAAGCGAACAGAAUUAUUGCCUAUUUGCGCGUAUAAAAAUGACUGACUCAACAGCCACAAUUACAAAUGUAGCAUAUUGGUUUGAUGGUGCAACCGUUUAUUGUUCAACGAGCAAUGGUGAACUGAGAAAAUACAAUGGAACGAUGAUGACAUUUCCACCCAUAACAACUCAUGGAACCCCUUAUCAUUAUGCUCAGAUUAAAUCAAUCUCCAGCUUGGACAUACAAGAUGAGUAUGCCAUCACACUGGACGACACUAAACAGAAGAAACUACUAUCAACAUUGAUGAUUGAACCACAACCCGUAUUAGUUUUAUUAUCGGACGAUUGUAAAGAACUAGCAAUAUGGAAUUUACAGGAACAACACGUUUCUAUUAUUUUUCUACAGCAAACGUUUGAUAUUCGACAAAUUGAAACUGUUUACACUUGUCUUCUUUUGCGAGAUCAUCGAGAAAAUUUAUAUUUAUGGAGUAUUCUUGAUCAGACAUUUCGACACCUUGGUUAUGCACAUGUACAAACCACGGCCAUGAAUCGAUUGGUCAUUUACAAUAAGGAGAAGCUUAUACUAUAUGACCUUGAGAAGAAACUAAAGGGUGAGAUUCGCUUAGAGAACACCAAGUUUGAUUCUAUAUCUCUGAAUACAAAUGGUGAAUAUUUAUUUGCAUUAAAUCUUGAAGCAUCGCUGUUGUUCAUGUAUCGUGUCAAUGACGGUCAACACUUGGAAAAACUAUUUAUUAAGCAUUUAACGCUCAUUAUAAAAGCGAAUGACAAUUACGUACUACUCAAAUCGAAUGAGAAACUAUUGGUAUUAGCAAUUAAAGAUAAAAAUCGACCACAAAAUAUAAGAAACAGUAAAUUCACACAAAUUUGA